Archocentrus centrarchus (flier cichlid) is the source of this 3225-nucleotide messenger RNA. It is a transcript of the gene fem1c, whose product is annotated as fem-1 homolog c. Bases 1048 to 2904 code for a protein of 618 amino acids. Lineage: Eukaryota; Metazoa; Chordata; Actinopteri; Cichliformes; Cichlidae. Gene Ontology annotation, molecular function: protein binding. The transcript has 6 exons. The record is from RefSeq and is a predicted model, not a curated record.
UGGUAGUAAGAAAAUUCAUUGGCGCUUGAAAAACAGACUCUUUUAACGCGUUGUUGUUUUCUGCGUAACGGGGAUACCAGCUAUGUGAUUGGCCAUCGACGUGUCAAUCGUUUGCUCCACCGGAGAAAAAAGACUGCGUCGGGUUUGUGAUUUGACACAAACCGAGUCGUGAUCAUCCAGUCGACUCGUGGGUGGUUAGUUAGCCUCCCCUAUUUACCUUCUUUCCAUUUGGCGGACGUGCCAGCUCGCUGAGCGGCUGUAUGGACUACUUAUAACUCAUUUUCGUGGUAACCCCUGUUGCUGUUUUUUUUUUUUUUUCCUUUUUUCUUUUGGACUUUUGUUUUCCCUCUUUGGACGAAGUGUGUCUGUGAGGGAGAAACGAACGCGGCUUGGAUAGUGGGGGAUAUCCCCUUGCUUGUCUAGCUGAACGUCGUUUUUCCAGGCUAAGCUAGCAGAAGCAGCAGCGGCAGCAGCGUAAACGGGUGGGGGUGGAUUUCUACACUCCGGCCCUUGGAAAGCGAUUAUAAAUAACCCCGUAAGGAGUAACGUUAUGCUGGGGGACAAUGACCAGCGAAGGGGACAGAUCUAAGGAAGAAGGGCUCCUCCGGGGAGAGGACGUGUCAGUGGAGGACCGUCGGGUGGACGAUCAGUAAGGAGGUGAAGAGUGGUUCAGCUAAGCGGAGCUAGUCGGUUAGCUAACCAGAUCAAGGAAGUUGACUAGCUGCUUUUGCUAACUGGGCUCCAAACUUCUGAGUUAGUGAGUGAGUUUAAGAUUUAAGUGGUGCCAACUUUUUAAAGCUGGAGCUUUAGAAAGUCGCGAAUUAUUUGCGGAUUUUAACCUCCUCUUAAAAAAAAAUAAAAAAGGUAGCACAGUGGUUUCACCGUUAGCUAGAAAGUCGGAGCUUGUAAACAAAGGCUCCCGAGCUUCACCUGUCCACAGCGACCUUACACCUCCAGUGGUCGUCGACCCCAUUGUUUGACAGACAGCGCUGCCUUUUCUUUUCUUUUUUUUUUUUUUUAAUUCAACAGCGACUUUAAUUCUCGGAGAUGGAUUUAAAGACCGCGGUGUUCAAUGCAGCCAGGGACGGUAAGCUUCGGCUGCUUCAGAAGCUGCUGGAGAACAAAGAUGGGCACGAAGUGACCAAGUUAAUGGGCGAGAAAACAAACGGGGCCACCCCGCUCCUGAUGGCUGCGCGGUACGGCCAUUUGGACCUGGUGGAGUAUCUGCUGGAGUGCUGCAGCGCUCCUGUUGAGGUCGGUGGUUCCGUGAACUUUGACGGGGAGACCAUCGAGGGGGCGCCCCCACUCUGGGCUGCCUCUGCAGCGGGACACCUGAAGGUAGUCCAGUCCCUCUUGGGUCACGGAGCUUCUGUCAACAGCACCACCCUGACCAACUCGACGCCCCUGAGGGCGGCCUGCUUUGACGGCCACCUGGACAUUGUGAAGUACCUGGUGGAGCACAAUGCUGACCUGGAGGUGGCCAAUAGACACGGCCAUACGUGUCUCAUGAUUUCCUGCUACAAGGGGCACAAGGAGAUAGCGCAGUACCUGCUGGAGAAAGGGGCAGAUGUGAACAGGAAAAGCAUCAAAGGCAACACAGCGCUUCAUGACUGUGCAGAGUCAGGCAGUCUGGAGAUCAUGCGGAUGUUGCUGCAGUACGGAGCAACCAUGGAGCAGGAUGGCUAUGGCAUGACACCCUUACUUUCUGCCAGCGUUACAGGCCAUACUAACAUUGUAGACUACCUGACAACUCACCAGCAGACAAGCCACACGGAACGGAUCGAUGCCCUGGAGCUCUUGGGAGCUACAUUUGUAGACAAGAAAAGAGAUCUGCUUGGAGCUUUAAAAUACUGGAAAAGAGCCAUGGAUCUAAGGUACAUGGACAGUAACAACAUCAUCCAUAAGCCAGAACCCAAGCAGCUGAUCAUGGCGUAUGACUAUGCUAGAGAGGUAACAAAUGCAGAAGAGCUGGAUGGGCUGAUUUCUGACCCGGAUGAGAUGCGCAUGCAGGCUUUGCUCAUCCGAGAGCGAAUCCUCGGUCCGCAGCACCCAGACACAUCCUACUACAUCCGCUACCGUGGUGCUGUCUACGCUGACUCUGGGAACUUUGAGCGCUGCAUAAAUCUGUGGAAAUACGCACUGGACAUGCAACAAAGCAACCUGGACCCCCUCAGCCCCAUGACAGCCUCCAGCCUGCUGUCAUUUGCUGAGCUCUUCUCUUUCAUGCUGCAGGACAGAGCCAAGGGGCUCUUGGGGACAUCGGUGUCGUUUGAGGACUUGAUGGGGAUACUGUCCAAGAGUGUGCUGGAGAUUGACCGAGCCAUUAAACAAAGUGGACCAAUGCCUCCUGACCCCACUCAGCUCAGCAAGGCCCUCUCAAUUAUUCUGCACCUGAUUUGUCUUUUAGAGAAGGUGCCAUGUACUGCAGAGCAGGACCAUUUCAAGAAGGAAACCAUCUACAGAUUCCUGAAGCUCCAGCCGUGUGGUAAGAAUGGCUUCAGUCCACUGCACCUGGCAGUCGACCGCAACACUACCUGCGUCGGCCGCUAUCCUGUCUGCAAGUUUCCUUCUCUCACAGUUGCUUCAAUCCUUCUUGAGUGUGGGGCAGAUGUUAACAGCAGAGAUGAAGAUGACAACAGUCCCCUCCACAUAGCGGCAUCCAAUGGUCACCCUGACAUCAUGAACCUGCUAAUUUCUUGCGGGACUCACUUCGACAGUACCAACGCCUUCCAGCAAACGGCCUGCGACCUCCUGGACGAGAAGGAGCUGGCCAGGAAUGUCAUCCAGCCCAUUAACCACACCACUCUGCAGUGCCUAGCCGCCAGGGCUAUCAUCAAGCACGGCCUCGACUACCAGGGAAACAUCCCUGAGAAACUGGAGUCCUUUGUCUUGCUCCACAGAUAAUGAUUGUGAAGGAGAAGAAUGGAUUGGUGCAUGGGGAAAUGUAUGAAAAGGAGCAUAAUUUCAAUGCCUCGCCCACAGUGAUUGAAAAGCAGAAAGACAAUUAAGUGGGUUAGGUUUGCAAAUUCAAACUACACAGAGAGUAUGAACUUGUUGGAAGAAUUAUGUGCACAAAAAAAGUCCUCAACUAACCAGAAUGGACUUAAAAAUGGUUGGAUUAACUAGCCCGAUCUUUUGGGAUGCAUCAGGAGUGGAUUGCAACAUGGACAAACACGGCUGCAUCUCGGGAUGAACUGAGGAAAGGGGGUUUACAUAUUUUUGCUU